AUGUGGAGUAAUUGGAGCAACGCCGAAACCAGGACGAAGCCGGAUGACCACACGAGUAGGAGCAUCCUUCGAAUGAGUCGUGCUAAUCCUAAGCUCACUGCCUCCGAUAUUCAAAGUGAAUUGGCCAUCGCAAAUCAACAGAUCCCAUCAGUUAGAACUGUUCGAAGACGCCUACAAGAUGCCGGACUCAAGGCGUCCUGCAAAAAAAAACCACUCAUUUCAAAAAAGAAUUGCGUUGCUCGUGUCAAAUGGGCUAAGGAACAUAUUGGUUGGACUCGCCAGCAGUGGAAUAAAGUUCCAUUUUCUGAUGAAUCCAAGUUCAAUUUGAUGGGAAGUGAUGGUAUUAAGUAUGUCAGACGUCCAGCCGGAAAAAGAUUCCAUCCCAUGUAUCAACUGCCCAUUGUAAAGCAUGGUGGAGGAAACAUUAUGUUUUGGGGUUGCUUCAGUAGUCAUGGAGUCGGACCUCUUCGCCAAAUUCAUGGAAGUUUGGACAGAUACGGUUAUGAGGAGAUCUUAGAAACAACAAUGCGUCCAUUUGCUCUUCAAAUCAUUGGCAGAGGAUUCAUCUUUCAGCAAGAUAAUGACCCGAAGCACACAUCCUCGCAUAUUCGUGACUGGUUCAACCGGCGUCAUGUGGAAGUUUUUGACUGGCCAAGUCAGUCUCCGGAUCUGAAUCCGAUUCAACAUUUAUGGGAAGAGCUGGAACGUCGCAUGAAAGGGAAAAAAGCAAGAAAUUCUGCCGAAAAAUUUGCCCAAUUUGAAGAAGUCUGGAAUGCUAUCCCACAGUCUUGUGUUGACAAUUUGUUGGACUCGAUGCCACGAAGAUGCCACGCUGUUAUUGAUGCUAAAGGUUUUGCAACGAAGACUAGGACUGCUAUUUUGUUAUUUUUAAGAUAUUGUGGUUAUUAA
Molecule: messenger RNA, 909 nt
Organism: Necator americanus (New World hookworm)
Lineage: Eukaryota; Metazoa; Nematoda; Chromadorea; Rhabditida; Ancylostomatidae
Exons: 1
Coding region: 1-909 (302 amino acids)
Biological process (GO): DNA transposition; DNA integration
Molecular function (GO): DNA binding
Source: RefSeq, a predicted model, not a curated record